UCUUCACUCUCCUCCCUCCUCUUCCCUUCGGGUCCCUCUUCUCUUCUGGCACCCAGAGGGCCCCCCCCCAGGGGCUGAGGGCCUGAGGGCGGGAGUGGAGGUGAGGGGGGACCACAGCAGGGAGGCUGGGUGUGUCCUGGUACCAAGCGCCCAGCCGGAGGGCCGGGGGCGAGGGCCUCCGAGGGCAGCGGAGCCGGAGGCUCAGUGACUCCCCGUGGGCAGGGGCUGGAGGAGGCUGCCCGGCAGGUGACUGAUCGGAGAUCCCGGUUCUGCCCGCAGUGACCACAGCCCUCCCGGAGCCGCCGGGCCCGGGGCCCGCCAUGCGCAGCACCACGCUCCUGGCCCUGCUGGCGCUGGUCCUGCUCUACCUGGUGCUGGGCGCGCUGGUGUUCCGGGCGCUGGAGCAGCCGCUGGAGCAGCAGGCCCAGCGGGAGCUGGGGGAGGUCCGGGAGAAGUUCCUGCGGACCCACCCGUGCGUGAGCGACGGGGACCUGGGGCUCCUCAUCAAGGAGGUGGCCGAUGCCCUGGGCGGGGGCGCAAACCCUGAUAUCAACUCCACCGGUCAAGGCAACUACUCGGCCUGGGACCUGGGCGCCGCCUUCUUUUUCUCCGGCACCAUCAUCACCACCAUCGGCUAUGGCAACGUAGCCCUGCGCACAGACGCCGGCCGCACCUUCUGCAUCGUCUACGCGCUGGUGGGCAUCCCGCUGUUCGGGUUCCUGCUGGCAGGGGUCGGGGACCGGCUGGGCUCCGCCCUGCGCCACGGCAUCGGCCACAUUGAAGCCAUCUUCCUGAAGUGGCACGUGCCCAAGGAGCUGGUGCGGGUCCUGUCGGCGGUGCUCUUCCUGCUGGUCGGCUGCCUGCUGUUUGUGGUCGCCCCCAUGUUCGCCUUCUGCUACACCGAAGGCUGGAGCAAGCUGGAAGCCAUCUACUUCGUGGUGGUGACGCUCACCACCGUGGGGUUCGGGGACUAUGUGGCCGGUGAGGCCCCCUUUCUGGAGCUGUGCUUUCCUGCCCGCCUUUUCCUGCCCAGGCUCUGCCUCCCCCGUCUCCCACCCAACUCCGCGGGCCUUGUGCCCUCAAACGGGAUGACCCCAAUGCUAUGUCCGCGCACGGAAGGCACCCUCACCUGGUUGCACGGAUGCAACACUUUCAUUCUUGCAUGCCUGCAUGCAUGUUCACACACAUGUCAGGGUGCACCCCUCACACAUGCUCCCACUCUUGCACGUGAGCGCUCCCACUCCCACGCUCUUACCUUGCGCCCCUUCGGGCCAUGCGCGCUCACGUGGCAUGCCUGCACACACCGCCCGAGCCCUGUCCGGGAGGGGAUCCUCUCUCUCCUGAGCUGGGGAGAGGGGCCCGCACCCACCUCUCUGCCUUCCCCCCCGCGUCCCAGGCGCCGACCCCGGCCACACGCACGCAGCCUACCAGCCGCUGGUGUGGUUCUGGAUCCUGCUGGGCCUGGCCUACUUCGCCUCGGUGCUCACCACCAUCGGGAACUGGCUGCGCGCCGUGCUCCGCCGCACGCGGGCCGAGAUGGGCGGCUUCACGGCCCAAGCCGCCAGCUGGACCGGCACCGUGACGGCGCGGGUGACCCAGCGAGGCGGGCCCGCCAUCCCGCCGUCGCCGGAGAAGGAGCGGCCGCCGCCCGCGCCCCCCGCGCCCCCCGCGCCCCCCGCACCCCCGGAGAAGGCCGCCCCGCCCCUCGCCUCCCCGCCCUCCGCCCCCGCGCCCCCGGCCUCGGCGCUGGACUACCCCGGCGAGGGCCUGGCCUUCAUCGACGACUCCUCCGACACGCAGAGCGAGCGCGGCGGGGUGGCCCGCGCGCCCCGGGGCCGCCGCCGCGCCCCGCGCCCCGCCAGGAGGCCCGCCCGGCCCCGCGGCCCCCGGCGCCCCCGCCACCAGGGCGCGCCGGUGUAGGCGGCACGGCGCCCGGCUCUGCCCGCGGGCUCCGCUCGGGCCAGAGAACCCUGCGCGCCCGGCCCCCCUCGCUCCGUCACCUCCUGCCCCGUGGGGCCCGCUCCUGUCCGGGACCGGCCCGCACCCCGCUGGGCCUCAGGCCCCAAUAAAGGGAACUUUACCGCUGCGCGUGCGCUCCGAGGGCGCGAGUGGGGGCGAGUGCGGGGCGGGGCCCCCUGGGAGCCAGGCCGCCGGCCUCCCGCACCC
Molecule: messenger RNA, 2166 nt
Organism: Pipistrellus kuhlii (Kuhl's pipistrelle)
Lineage: Eukaryota; Metazoa; Chordata; Mammalia; Chiroptera; Vespertilionidae
Gene: KCNK4
Product: potassium two pore domain channel subfamily K member 4
Exons: 5
Coding region: 321-2069 (582 amino acids)
Biological process (GO): stabilization of membrane potential; potassium ion transmembrane transport
Cellular component (GO): membrane
Molecular function (GO): potassium ion leak channel activity
Source: RefSeq, a predicted model, not a curated record